UCGAUACUCGUCGAACCAUCAUUGGUUGACGUGUAUGGCAUACGUCCUUAGAUUCGGCUUUAAAUUUUUAUGAUUAAAUAGUUUAUUUUGCAUUGAAACUGAAAUAUAUUAGAAUAUAUAAACAACAAAAUGGAAGUCGCGACGUCUUUAUUUGAUGAUGUGAAACGUAUGAAUAAAAGACAGUUUAUUUACCAAGUCUUGAGUUUUGGAAUGAUAGUAUCAUCAGCACUGAUGAUAUGGAAAGGUCUUAUGGUAGUAACUGGUAGUGAAAGUCCUAUCGUUGUAGUAUUAUCUGGUAGUAUGGAGCCUGCAUUCCACAGAGGAGACUUAUUGUUUCUAACGAAUUACCCUGAAGAGCCAGUUCGUGUGGGUGAAAUUGUAGUAUUCAAAGUUGAAGGAAGAGAUAUUCCAAUAGUUCAUAGAGUUUUGAAGUUACAUGAGAAGGAGAAUGGUACAAUUAAAUUCCUCACGAAAGGAGACAAUAAUAGUGUAGAUGAUAGAGGACUUUAUGCCCCAGGCCAGCUGUGGUUAACUAAGAACGAUGUUGUAGGAAGAGCUCGUGGAUUUUUACCAUAUGUAGGAAUGGUGACCAUUAUGAUGAACGAAUAUCCUAAUUUUAAGAUCGGUGUCCUUGCUUGUUUGGCAUUUUACGUCCUUAUUCACAGAGAAUAAGUAUCAGUUUUGUAUUUAUUACUUUAAAUAUAAAAAUUGUUCACACA
Harmonia axyridis is the source of this 719-nucleotide messenger RNA. It is a transcript of the gene twr, whose product is annotated as signal peptidase complex catalytic subunit SEC11A. The transcript is spliced from 4 exons. The record is from RefSeq and is a predicted model, not a curated record. Gene Ontology annotation, molecular function: serine-type endopeptidase activity. Gene Ontology annotation, cellular component: signal peptidase complex; membrane. NCBI's taxonomy places the organism in Eukaryota, Metazoa, Arthropoda, Insecta, Coleoptera, Coccinellidae. The coding region runs from base 130 to 672 and encodes 180 amino acids.